Molecule: messenger RNA, 309 nt
Organism: Penicillium paradoxum
Lineage: Eukaryota; Fungi; Ascomycota; Eurotiomycetes; Eurotiales; Aspergillaceae
Exons: 2
Coding region: 1-309 (102 amino acids)
Molecular function (GO): protein dimerization activity; DNA binding
Source: RefSeq, a predicted model, not a curated record
AUGGCUUCCGCACCUCCCACCCAUUCUAAUCGAUCUCAAUCUGUCAAAAAGUCCAUGCGCCAAAAGCGAGGUCGUCGCAAAUCAAGCUUAAUGAAAAAAGCGUCCGAAUAUAGCAAGAUGUGCGAUGCAGACGUCUGUGUGGGCAUACGCCUUCGGGAAACCGGCCAAGUAUUUAUCCUAUCAGCGGAUACUUCGGGAUUUUGGGCAUUCCUUAGCUCGCAACUGAAUUCCUACUAUCCAUCCCCAAUGCUCGUAACAGACCAGGGUCUGGAGGAGCUCGAUAGAGAUACACCGAAACAACAUAAAUGA